UCUAUUUCAUUCAUUGUCAAAAAUGUCACCUGUAGUCUGGAUUUUGUGUCAAAAACAUACCAAAACAGAGAGUUAAACUUUUGUAUACUUUUUUAUUAUUUUCUUUUAUUAUUUAUUUUGUAUUAUCUUACUGAAAUCAUGUUAGGUGUGUUUAUGUACAUAUUUGAAUUAAAGAAGGAAUUACUUGUUGGUUUUUCUUUAUCAAUAUUGUACAUAACCUAUUAUCUAGUGGAAGUGGUCAAGAAGCCUAUUCUAAUAUGCCGUGAAGGAGAAUUUCGAAAAUUUUUGGAAGAAAACGUCCCUCUUUUGAGCGAACAUUAUUGGCCUACCCCAUGGUGCGUGGAGUCUAGACUGCAAACAGUUUUAGGCUCUGUGCUGCGUUCGCGGCUUCUGCCGCCGGUAAAAUACCACAGACAGGUGCUGCGGCUGUCGGACGGCGGACAGGUGGCGCUGGACUGGGUGGUGCGCGGCGCGGGCGCGGGCGAGGCGCGCGCCGUGCUGCUGGUGCUGCCGGGGCUCACGGGCAGCGCCGACGCGGACUACGUGCGCAGCCUGGCCGCCGCCGCCGCCGCGCUGCAGGCCCGCUGCGUCGUGUUCAACAACCGCGGGCUCGGCGGCCUGCCGCUCACGACGCCGCGCCUGUACUGCGCCGUGAGCCACUCCGACCUGGCCGAGGCGGUGCGCUGCGUGCGCGCCAGCUGCGGCGACGUGCCGCUGCUGGCGGUCGGCGUGUCGCUGGGCGGCCUCAUCCUGGGACACUACCUGGCCGAGAACGGCGAGGCGGCCGCCGUGCACGCGGCUCUGGUCGUGUCGUCGCCCCUGGACGUGGUCAAGGGCUCGGAGUGCAUGGAGCGUGCUCCCCUAAAUGCGCUACUGUCCUACCACAUGGCUCGCAACCUGCGCAACACGCUGCGCGCGCACGAGCCGCUGCGCGAGGGCCCGUGGGACUGGCGCGUGGUGGACCGCGCACGCUCCGUGCGCGAGUUCGACGCGGCCUUCACCACGAAGCACUUCGGGUUCGGGUCGGUGGAGGCGUACUACCGCGCGGCCACGCUGCGCGACAAGCUGGCGCGCGUGCGCGUGCCGCUGCUGUGCCUGUGCGCGGCGGACGACCCGUUCCAGCCGCUGGGCGCCAUCCCCGUGGCCGAGGCGGAGGCGGCGGGGCGCGGCGGGCGGCGCGUGGCGCUGGCCGUGACGGCGCGCGGCGGCCACAUCGGCUUCCUGGAGGGCUGGUGGCCGGCGCGCGACGCCCCGCAGCAGUACAUCGCGCGGCUGGCGGCGCAGUACUUCGCGGCGCUGCUGGCGCGGCCCUCGCUGCUGCACGCGCCGCCCGCCGCGCCCGCGCCCCCCCCGCAGCCUCUCUGACCGCGCCCGUCUCAAGCUUCGCCUUCGUGUUUUCUAUCGAAAUGUUACUUUAUUAUAAUGCUGAUGUUCGUGUAAGAGCGAGGCUUUCUACACCGACGGCUACAUAUCGUAAGUUACUUUAGUACACUGUGAUUUAACCAUUUAAAUGAAAUAUUUUAGUUUUACAUAGUCUAUUGUAUUAUUAAGGUUGCAUAAUAUAGAUAUAAAAGACGAUAAACGCACGCGUUACAAUUUUGUACUGUUAUCUAAUUUUUACACAUGAAUGAGGAGAAUCCUAUUCAUGUAAAUGGGCCUUAAUAGUUGUUAGUGCGUUUGUCACAAGCGCACGAAAGAUAUAUAGUAUUAUUAAUAUAUUAUUAUACACGUUACAUUUGUUGCAUUUCAGAUAAUUUAUUAUUAUAUUAUAAUUUAAGCAUUUAAAGAGUUUGUUCUUUUAUAGUCCUUCAUCGGGCAAUUGUACAUAGCUAUAACCGAAUCAGAUCGCUUGUACUGAGAAGUAGUGUAGUAUAGAGCGUCCACACAGCAUGUAGCUCUUACAAACAAGUCCCUGACGACAGACUGACGAGCGACAGAAACGAACUUGAUGCCUUGCCAUGCUUGCUUUCUGACGAAACAUGCGCACAGAUGAGGUGGGCGAGAACAAUAUCGCAACUAGAACUUUUUUAUAGUUCUUAAUCCUAGCUAAGUAAGUGACGUAAAGACUGGAUGCUAGGGUUCCGCACAAAUAUUGUGGUUGUAUCCGUCGAAUAAAAUAUUUUGGAUGUUAAUACGAA
Messenger RNA from Trichoplusia ni (cabbage looper), 2138 nucleotides. RefSeq names its product phospholipase ABHD3 (gene Hydr1). The record is from RefSeq and is a predicted model, not a curated record. The transcript has 4 exons. Gene Ontology annotation, molecular function: monoacylglycerol lipase activity; acetylesterase activity. Bases 139 to 1365 code for a protein of 408 amino acids. Lineage: Eukaryota; Metazoa; Arthropoda; Insecta; Lepidoptera; Noctuidae. Gene Ontology annotation, biological process: medium-chain fatty acid biosynthetic process; medium-chain fatty acid catabolic process.